Molecule: messenger RNA, 479 nt
Organism: Cydia amplana
Lineage: Eukaryota; Metazoa; Arthropoda; Insecta; Lepidoptera; Tortricidae
Gene: levy
Product: cytochrome c oxidase subunit 6A, mitochondrial
Exons: 3
Coding region: 70-390 (106 amino acids)
Biological process (GO): mitochondrial electron transport, cytochrome c to oxygen
Cellular component (GO): mitochondrial inner membrane
Molecular function (GO): enzyme regulator activity
Source: RefSeq, a predicted model, not a curated record
UUCUUAUCUGUCAAUUUGACAGCAGUAAAUUGCGAUUAUAGAAUUUUGUAGAACGAGAUUCCCGUGAAAAUGGCUGCGAUUCUGCAAAGGGCCGCUCUGAACUACCUGAGGAACCAGGCUCGCGCCUCCUCGCACUCUGCGACCGCUGGUGGUCAUGGAGGUGGCCAUGCCCUGUGGAAGAAGAUGUCGUUCUUCGUGGGCUUCCCGGCCGUGGGUCUGGGUAUGCUGAACGCGUACUUGGGUCAUCAGGAGGGGCAUCAUGAGCCUCCGCCAUUCGUCCCCUAUGAAUACCUUCGCGUCCGCACAAAGAGGUUCCCAUGGGGUGAUGGCCAGAAGUCCCUUUUCCACAACCCCCAUGUCAACGCCCUGCCCAGUGGCUACGAGCACUGAACAUUCAACAAUGUAACUGAAACUGUGCAUGAGCACAUUAUUAGAAAAUUAAUUGUGAUAAGUCAUUAAAGUAAAAGUCAUAAAAAGUA